UGCCUGCCGCCUCACCCCGCUCAACGUCAGCAAGAUGGCGCCCAAGAUCGACCCCAAUGAGAUCAAGAUCAUCUACCUCCGUGCCACCGGUGGUGAAGUAGGUGCCUCAUCGGCACUUGCCCCCAAGAUCGGUCCCCUCGGUCUGUCGCCAAAGAAGGUCGGCGAAGACAUCGCAAAGGCUACCGGUGACUGGAAGGGUCUGCGCGUGACGGUCAAGCUGACGGUUCAGAACCGUCAAGCAGCGGUCUCGGUCGUUCCCUCUGCCUCGUCGCUGGUCAUCCGUGCGCUCAAGGAGCCCCCGCGUGACCGCAAGAAGGAGAAGAACAUUAAGCACGGCGGCAACAUUCCAUUUGACGAGAUUGUCGAGAUUGCGCGCACCAUGAAGCCGAAAUCGUUCGCAAAGAACCUCGAGGGUUGUGUCAAGGAGAUUCUCGGUACCUGCCAGAGCGUUGGGUGCCGUGUCGACAAGCAGCCACCGCACGACGUCAUUGACGCGAUCAACAGUGGCGAGCGAGAGGUCCCAGAGGAGUAAAUGUGGUGCAUGCAUUUGCCACUGUCACGAAACUCCUAUCACCCGCCCCAUUUUCCCCAUUGGCGCCGCCUCUACCUCCUCUUCACUGUACUCUAUGAACACAGGCAAAGCUUCGCAUACGCACAUA
Messenger RNA from Tilletiaria anomala UBC 951, 659 nucleotides. RefSeq names its product ribosomal protein L12. The record is from RefSeq and is a predicted model, not a curated record. Gene Ontology annotation, cellular component: cytosolic large ribosomal subunit; ribosome. Gene Ontology annotation, molecular function: large ribosomal subunit rRNA binding; structural constituent of ribosome. NCBI's taxonomy places the organism in Eukaryota, Fungi, Basidiomycota, Exobasidiomycetes, Georgefischeriales, Tilletiariaceae. The coding region runs from base 35 to 532 and encodes 165 amino acids. Gene Ontology annotation, biological process: translation. The transcript has 3 exons.